Monopterus albus (swamp eel) is the source of this 2187-nucleotide messenger RNA. RefSeq names its product phospholipid scramblase 2. Gene Ontology annotation, biological process: plasma membrane phospholipid scrambling. The transcript has 9 exons. Gene Ontology annotation, cellular component: plasma membrane. The coding region runs from base 238 to 1137 and encodes 299 amino acids. Lineage: Eukaryota; Metazoa; Chordata; Actinopteri; Synbranchiformes; Synbranchidae. The record is from RefSeq and is a predicted model, not a curated record. Gene Ontology annotation, molecular function: phospholipid scramblase activity.
CACACACACACACACUCACUCACAAAACCAAACAUUACUACGUGAGUAUUUACACAAACACACAGAGGAGGUUGGAGGAGGUUGGUGCUUUACUUCUCCCGAUUAUGACAAGUCACCAGUGUUUGUCUGGUAUCUUCCUACUCACAGUUAGAUUAUCAGAGUGUGCAGGUGCUUGGAGGAUGAACUCACAUGGCACCUUAAAAUGAUUCACAUGAACCAGUUAGAGAAGUUUUUACCAUGUCGGUGGUAACCAACCAGCCUCUUCCCUUUGGUGGACUGGAGCGAGAAAAGCACAUCCAGAUGAUCUUCAGAGCUUUCCAGAACCGCUGUGGGCACUCAUGUGAGUGUCACAGUCACUCACAUGAACAUAAACCCCACACAAUGCCUCCUGCCCAGGAAACUGAGGAGCAGCUUUCAGGUCUGGCUCCAUGCUACAUACAUCCACCAGAAAAACUUAACAGGCCAGGCGUGGAGGAGCAGAGGUCCAGAGGUGCAGCGAGACCAGACUUUGCAUCUAUGAUGGAACCCGUCAGUCAGAUUCAUAUUACUGCUAGACCAGCGCUGCAAGGUCCACACUGUGUUCCGAGGAGGAUCUACAGCAUCGCCACAGGGGUUAGCAGGUCGCAGUUAUUUGUGGCCGUGGAAGAGAGUUCAUGUGUGUGCCUCCAGUGUUGUGGUCCAGCUCGGGCUUGUUCCUUGCGGGGCUUCGACCAUCAGGGCCACCAGGUCUUUUACUUUGAAAGGCCCUUUAGGGUGGAUGCCUGCUGCCUCGGCUGCUGCCUGAUGGAGAUGAGGGCCUACACAGCUCAGAAACAACUCAUUGGCACUGUAUGCCAGAGGUGGAGCAUGUUCACCCCUCUUUUGGAAGUGUGUGAUUCUGAAGGAACGUCAGCACUCAGAAUCCAGGGCUCCUGCUGUCCGUGCCGCUGUGUCUCCAACCAGCAAUUUCAGAUUGUCUCUGACAUUGGUGAGAAAAUAGGCACAAUAUGGAAGAAAUGGCCGGGCUUCAACGAUGAGUGUAACAUGGACCAUGAAUAUUUUGGGUUAGAGGUGCCACCGAGUAUAGAAUCAGACACUAAACUGCUGCUGCUGGCAGCCACCUUCCUGUUGAAUCACAUGUUCUUUGAAAUGAGCUGAUCAGAGAAAAGGACCCAUCGUCACUAGGAGACAAGUCACAAGUGGAGUAAAACUACUGAGCCACAACAGCCACAUCACACACAGCAUGGCACAAUAGACCGCACCGUGUCCCCUUAACCGUAUGUAGCAUUAAAAAGAGCAGAACCUUGCUUUCAUACACGUCUACUCAGAUUCUGUUCAGGUCCACUUAGGAAAAAAACUACAAUGAUGCAGCUGUAUCAGGGAUGCGUAUUUGACACUUAUUGCUAUAAUCCUUCAGGUGCAUGUCCAAUGGUGUUUCUUCACUUCUGACACUGACACACACAAUCACCUUUAGUUUUUUUUUUUUAAUUUAAUUUUAUUUUAUACAAACUAUAGGUGCUCUCCAGACAUGGUUCCAAAGAAAUGCACCCAAGGAAUUGAAGAAAACUGUAACAGACCCUAGGCACAGUUUCAUUUCUGUUACUACAAAAUCAGAAAGGAGCAAUGGUCAGAGUUUCAGGACUCCUGUACACCUCUGUUGAGGACAUUAAAGCAACCCACAGCUUGGAUUCUUUAUAGGCAUAAACAGACAAAACAGACAGAAGGGAAAUCUGGUCAGGCUGGGCACAAGGCCAGGUACAGUGACCUAGGCAGCUGGACAGUCCAUUUUGACCUAUUAUGCAACCUUCUGCCCAACACAAGAUGAUCCUUGUCCUUUGGGAUUCAAUUUCCAGGUCAAAGAUAGAGAAUCACUGCCAAUUCAGUUAUGUAAUAUUUGAAGAGGACUGCAUUUACAAAUAUAUUGUACACAUAAUAGUAAUUAUUGUAGUUUGAAAUGAGCAGAGGAACUGUAAAUACAGUAUUGUCAUAAAAUAACAUCUACCUCCAACCCUGUCUGAGUCCCAAUAAAACAGAAUAACACAAGCCGAUUUUACCGGCAGAAGUGUGAUGUUAAGCAAUAAAAUCAUAUCUUGUAUUCUUAACUUGAUUGUUUCUGUUUUUUUGUUAAGAACACUUAAGUGCUGCUAAUGACCAGAUCAGCAAACACCAGACACACACUCCAUCCUCUCUUGUGGCAAGUUAACAGAU